AUGGCCAAAAGCGGAGAGGCCCUGCCACAGGGCAACCCAGCGCUGAUCCCGGACCACCACCUCAUCAAGGUGACGGUGAAGACACCCAAAGACAAGGAGGAUUUCUCAGUUACAGAUACUUGCACCAUCCAGCAGCUGAAGGAAGAGAUAUCUCAACGCUUUAAGGCCCACCCUGAUCAGCUGGUCCUAAUCUUUGCUGGCAAAAUCCUCAAGGACCCUGACUCACUGGCACAGUGUGGAGUACGAGAUGGCCUCACUGUCCACCUGGUCAUCAAGAUGCAACGCCGCACCAUGGGCACUGAGUGCGCAGCUGCUUCAGUCCCUGCCCCAGCCUCCAGCCCUAGAUCAUUCCCUCAACCAAGCUCCAUGUACCCAGCAGAUGGGCCACCCGCCUUUAGCUUAGGUGUUCUCACAGGCCUCAACGGGCUAGGCCUGACCUCCGGUAGUUUCCCCGACCAGCCAAGCUCACUGAUGUGGCAGCAUGUCUCUGUGCCUGAGUUUGUGGCUCAGAUCAUUGAUGACCCUUUCAUCCAAGGUCUGCUGUCCAACACAGGCCUGAUGCGCCAGCUGGUUCUCGAUAACCCCCAUAUGCAGCAGCUGAUCCAGCACAACCCUGAGAUCGGGCAUAUUCUCAACAACCCCGAAAUCAUGCGGCAGGCAUUGGAGUUUCUCCGCAACCCAGCCAUGAUGCAAGAGAUGAUGCGUAGCCAGGACCGGGCACUCAGUAACCUGGAAAGCAUCCCUGGUGGCUACAAUGUGCUUCGUACUAUGUACACGGAUAUUAUGGACCCGAUGCUUAAUGCUGUACAGGAGCAGUUUGGUGGCAAUCCCUUUGCCACUGCCACUACUGCGAAUGCCACCAGCAGCAGCAGCCAACCUUCGAGGACAGAGAAUUGUGACCCUCUCCCCAACCCAUGGGCUUCCACAUAUGGGGGCUCUGUUGGCAGGCGAGGCAGGCAUCCUGGGGACCAGGAUGUAUCCGAGACUAGAAAUAGGGUUCCCACCAUUCUAGGUAAUAUAAGGCUCUAUGACUAUCUUCAGCAAUUACAUGAGACCCCCCAGUCCUUGGGAACCUAUCUGCAAGGGACUACAUCCACUCUCAGUCCGAGCCAAGAACCACCACCACCAGGAAACCGAAUCCUCCCAACUUCAUCUUCCUCCCAGGAACGUGAGUCAGGCCAGCCUCUCCCUAAGGAAUCAGGAGCCAUCAAGGGAAAGUCCUCUUGCCCAUUGUUCCUGAGAUAUCCCCCAGAGAGCAGUACUGGACAAGAUAGAGGUCAAGGUGGCACAGGGAAUGGCUCCACUGGCCAUGGCACCAACAUGCCUGAUCUUGUCUUAGGGCUGGGGCAUUCUGCCAAUAGGGCCCCAUUCGUCCCUUCAUCAGCUUCCCCUAUGCCAGCUACCCCUGGGAUCCCCGAGCAUGCCCGGCUGCCACCGGUAGCUUAUCCAAGAUCUCUGAGGCCCACCAGCGUGAACCAGGUCCCACAGCUGCAGGACGAGAUGCGCCGGCAGCUGCCCCUGCUGCUGCACCUUCAGGCAGCCAUGGCCAACCCUCGUGCCAUGCACGCGCUCCUACAGAUUGAGCAGGGUCUGCAGAUCCUGGCCACUGAAGCACCUCACCUCCUACUGUGGUUCAUGCCUUGCCUAACAGGGCUGGGAAGUAUGGUAGGCGGUACAGAGCCUAGAGGGGGUGCCCUUAUGCCUGAGGAUCCCCCUCUAGCUCCAGCUCCUGAGGUACCCCCAGCACAGGGCUCUGUGGAGCUGGGCCCUCAUUCCACCCCUUUCCUCCAGAUGUGGCAGGCUCUAAGUGGUGCCAAUCCCCAGCAGAUGCAGCCCGAGAUUCAUUUCCGGGUGCAGCUAGAGCAGCUGCGAGCAAUGGGUUUCCUGAAUCCCGAAGCUAAUCUCCAGGCCCUCAUAGCCACUGGGGGUGAUGUGGAUGCUGCUGUGGAGAAGCUGAGGCAGGCAUAG
Molecule: messenger RNA, 1968 nt
Organism: Puma concolor (puma)
Lineage: Eukaryota; Metazoa; Chordata; Mammalia; Carnivora; Felidae
Gene: UBQLN3
Product: ubiquilin 3
Biological process (GO): ubiquitin-dependent protein catabolic process
Cellular component (GO): cytosol
Molecular function (GO): polyubiquitin modification-dependent protein binding
Source: RefSeq, a predicted model, not a curated record